This is a messenger RNA of Cicer arietinum (chickpea), 1501 nucleotides long. RefSeq names its product probable pinoresinol-lariciresinol reductase 3. Gene Ontology annotation, molecular function: oxidoreductase activity. Lineage: Eukaryota; Viridiplantae; Streptophyta; Magnoliopsida; Fabales; Fabaceae. The record is from RefSeq and is a predicted model, not a curated record.
CCAACUAACAAACAUCAUGGCCAUAUUUAUUUGGUGCACAUUCAUAUGAGAGAGUAUUAAUUACCUAAGACAGGUAACUUUUGAGUUCCCUAACCCUCAAUAGAUUAAUGUUUCAUUGUUAAUUAACCGAUCAAGUUGUUGGAUAAUGGAAAAGAGCAAAAUUUUGGUAAUUGGGGCAACGGGAAAUCUUGGUUACCAUUUAGCAGAAACAAGUCUCAAAUUUUGUCACCCAACAUUUGCUCUUGUUAGAGAUUCUUCUUUUUCUGACCCCAUCAAAUCCCAUAAACUUCAAUGUCUUUCUCAUGCCGGAAUUACCCUUCUCAAAGGUUCUCUCCAAGAUGAAGGUAGCCUUGUUGAGGCUGUGAAAUUAGUAGAUGUUGUAAUUUGUGCUGUUUCAGCUAAACAAACUCUUCAACAAAAGCUUCUCAUCAGGGUUAUUAAACAACUUGGUUCUAUAAAGAGGUUCAUCCCAUCCGAAUUUGGCUCAGAUCCUACCAAGGCUCAAGUAUGUGAACUUGAGGAUGGCUACAAUUUCUAUGCACCCAAAAUUGAAAUUAGGAAACUUGUGGAGGCUGAAGGCAUUCCGCAUACUUUCAUCUCCUGCAAUUUCUUCAUGAAAGUUUUGCUUCCUUCUCUUGUUCAACCAGGCUUAAAAGCCCCUCCUAGAGACAAAGUCACCAUAUUUGGUGAUGGCAAUACAAAAGGUGUUUUUAUGAAUGAAAGUGAUGUUGCUGCCUUCACUAUUAAUGCAGUUGAUGACCCUCGCACAUUAAAUAAAGUGUUGUAUUUGAGACCUCAAGGAAACGUUUAUUCUUUGAAUGAGCUGGUUGAGUUAUGGGAAACUAAAAUAGGGAAGAAACUUGAGAGGUUGCAUGUCUCAGAAGAAGAGCUUCUCCAGAAAAUCAAAGCAACAACUUACCCUGAAAACUUCGAGAUGCUAUUUAUUUAUUCUGCUUUCAUAAAAGGAGAUCACACAUACUUUGAUAUUGAUUCAUCCUCUGGUGUCAACGGUACAGAAUUAUAUCCACAGCUGAGAUAUACAUCAAUCAACGAAUUUUUAGACACACUUGUGUAGACUUUGUUUACGAUGUUAGAAACAAUGAACCUUUAUGUGCGUUUAAAAUUUCAUUUUUCCCCCAUGUUACAUGUUUAUCUAUAUAUUUUUCAAUGCAGUUUAAGAAUGUGCAAACCUGUUUUUGGAACAAGUUAACAAUAUUCAUUCUUUGGCAAGAAGUGGUGGGGACAAAAUUCAAAUUGACUCAAUUUUUUCUUAUAUUUAAGACCGGAUGAAGUAUAACAAUCGGAAUUCUUGUCGAGAUAAUAUAUGCAACACAAAGGGUUGCACUGGUAAUUGAGAUUUGCCACUGUUAAAGAAAAGUGACUCAGAUUUCUCUCUGUAUUUAAAAAUCACGGAUUUGCACAUAUUAAUUGAUGUCGAUGAUUUUAAUCCAUUGUCUUUGUAUCCUAACACUAUUUAUUUGAUAUUCAUGUUGUGAGUGAA